GGGAGGGGUUGAGAGGCAAGAAGCGCCGGGGUUUGUACCUUGGCUCAUUUCCACCCUUUUGUCCACUGGAAUAGAGAGUUCCAUCAUGGUGCGCACAGUAGCAGUGAUCGGGGCGGGUCCCUCAGGUCUGACCAGCAUCAAGAGCUGUCUGGAUGAGGGUCUGGAGCCCACCUGCUUCGAGAGCAGUGAAGACAUCGGGGGACUGUGGAGGUUCAAGGAGCGUCCAGACCCAGGAAGGGCCAACAUCUACGAGUCUGUCAUCAUCAACAGCUCCAAGGAGAUGAUGUCAUACAGCGAUUUCCCUCCUCCUGCUCACCUGCCCAACAACAUGCACCACUCCCAGCUGCUGAGCUACCUACGACUUUAUGCUCAGACCUUUGACCUCUUCAAGCACAUCUACUUCCAGACCACUGUGGUGAGUGUGCGUCAGAGGCCAGACUUCCCAGUGUCAGGCCAGUGGGAGGUGGAGACAGAGAGGAGAGAAGGUCAGAAGGAGACUCAGGUCUUUGAUGCUGUGAUGGUCUGCACCGGUCACUUUACACAACCACACUUGCCUCUCAUUGACUUCCCAGGUAUAGAGGAGUUUGAGGGCAGGUACUUUCAUAGUUGGGAAUACCGCAGUGCUGAGGGGUUGCAGGGGAAGAAGGUGGUGGUAGUUGGGAUUGGGAAUUCUGGAGGUGACAUCGCUGUGGAUGCAAGCAGAGUAGCAGAGCAGGUGUACCUCAGCACGCGGAAAGGGGCGUGGGUGGUCAGCAGGGUGGGGGCGGGGGGACUGCCAGGUGACCUGGUGGGCACUUCAAGAUUGAACAGGCUAGUGCAGAAGCUCUUCCCCUCCUGGAUUACCAGGAUGAUGGAGAAUAAACUGAACAGAACCUUCGACCACAGACUGUACGGCCUACAGCCAAAACACAGGUUCUUUGCCCAGAUCCCGGUGGUGAAUGAUGAUCUACCUGGCCGAAUCAUCUCUGGUCGUGUUCUGGUCAAACCUAACAUCAGGGAGAUCAAAGGCUCCAGUGUGGUGUUUGAGGACGGGAGCGUCGUGGAAAAGGUGGAUGUUGUGGUGUUUGCCACCGGUUACAACUAUGACUUUCCUUUCCUGCCUUCGGGUCUGCUGGCUAAUGGUGGUCACCGCCUGUGUCUGUACCGUCAUGUGUUCCCCCCGGGGCUGGCUCGGCCCAGUCUGGCUGUAGUGGGCUUCAUCUGUAACCUGGGAGCCAUCAACCCUCUGGCUGAGAUGCAGGCCCGCUGGGCCACCCAGGUCUUUAAAGGGUUACUAGCACUGCCCUCAGAAGAAGCCAUGCUUCAGGACGUAAAGAGAGACAUCAGCACCUUGCAAAACAGGUUUGCCUGUUUGGAGCGUCACCCUCUCCAGGUGGACCAUAUCCCCUACAUGGACUCCAUGGCAGAGGAGUUGGGGGUUCGUCCUAAUCUCCUAGGGCUGCUGUUGAUGGAGCCUGGUGUGGGGCUGUGUGUGCUGCUGGGGCCCUGCACCCCGUACCAGUACCGUCUGAGAGGGCCAGGACAGUGGGACGGAGCCCGACAGGCCAUCCUCACCCAGUGGGAGCGUGUAGCCCAGCCCUUCAGGACCAGGAUGUCCCCACAACCAGAGAGCAGAACCAGAGCCUCCUCUAGUCUGAUACUGAUACUGACUCUGUCUGGCACUGUUCUCCUACUAACAACCUUCUAUACCAGACACAGUGUCUCAUCACUCCCCACAGGCCUCCUCUAUAAGAUGUACAGUCUACCUGAGAUUAUAUGGGGGUGGAAAUGAACACUAUGGGCCUAUUCCAUCCACUGUUGGCCACCAUCGCCUGCACAGCUGAUCUUAAUUGCUUCCAAAAUGUACUGUUCUCUAAAAGCCGAGCUACAUGUGACGUCAGUGUAAUUUAGCCUCGCUUUAUCCAAACAUUUUCCAAGACAUGUUCGCACUCUACAGGCUAUUUAUUAUCUUCGGUAGAAAUAAAACCUAGUAACCGAGCAGACUAAGGGGUGAUUGAACUAUUUCACAAUCAUUCAGUGCAACUAAAAUAAAGCAAUUUUUGUUUAAGACAGAAAUGAUACUGUGGCAAUAUCAGGGUCCUGGGGCCCCCCUGUGUGCAUGUUUUAUUUUUUGUCCUAGCACUACACAGCUGAUUCAAAUAAUCAAAGCUUGAUGAUGAGUUGGUUAUUUGAAUCAGCUGUGUAGCGCUAGGGAAAAAACAAAAUGUGCACCCAGGACCAAGUUUGGGAAACCCUGGUUUAUAUGACUAAAAAAUGCUGGUGCACUCAUUACUUUUUAAUUUCCAAAUUAUGUAGUCCGUUAAUUACAACUUGUCUUAUUAACUAUGGUUAUUUCUGAUCAGGAGGGCAAAACAAAAAAUCCCUGAACUGUCCAUAUCGAAAUUGUGUAACUAAAUCAAGCCAAUCAUGACUGAUUUCAUGUAAUCUAUGUUUUUAUAAAAUUCAAGGUAUACAGUGCCUUCGGAAAGUUUUUAGACCCCUUGACUUUUUCCACGUUUUGUUACGUUACAGCCUUAUUCUAAAAUGGAUAAUGACAAAGCGAAAAAAGUUUUUUUGAAUUUUUCACAAAUGUAUAAAGAACUAAAAACAGAAAUAACUUAUUUACAUAAGUAUUCAGACCCUUUGCUAUGAGAGCUCAGGUGCAUCCUGUUUCUAUUGAUCAUCCUUGACAUGUUUCUACAACUUGAUUGGAGUCCACUUGUGGUGAAUUCAAUUGAUUGGACAUGAUUUGUCCAACUCCUGUAUUUGGGGAGUUUCUCUGGGCCACUCAAGGGCAUUCAGAGACUUGUACCGAAGCCGUUCCUGUGUUGUCUUGGCUGUGUGCUUAAGGUCGUUGUCCUGUUGGAAGGUGAACCUUCGCCCCCAGUCUGUGGUCCUGAGUACUCUGGAGCAGGUUUUCAUCAAGGAUCUCUGUACUUUGUUCCGUUCAUCUUUUCCUCGAUGCUGACUAGUCUUCCAGUUCCUGCCACUGUAAAACAUCCCCACAGCAUGAUGCUGCCACCACCACCACUCUUCACCGUAUGGAUGGUGCCAGGUUUCCUUCGGACAUGACCAAUCUUGGUUUCAUCAGAACAGAGAAUCUUGUUUCUCAUGGUCUGAAAGUCUUUGGGUGACUUUUGGCAAGCGGGCUGUCAUGUGCCUUUUACUAAGGAGUGGCUUCUGUCUGGCCAGUCUACCAUAAAGGCCUGAUUGGUGGACUGCUGCAGAGAUGGUUAUCCUAAUGGAAGUGUCUCCCAUCUACACAGAGGAACUCUAGAGCUCUGUCAACGUGACCAUCAGGUUUUUGAUCACCUCCCUGACCAAGGCCCUUCUCCACCGAUUGCUCAGUUUGGCUGGGCAGCCAGCUCUAGGAAGAGUAUUGGUGGUUCCAAACUUCUUCCAUUUAAGAAUGAUAGAGGCCACUGUGUUCUUGGGGACCUUCAAUGCUGCAGCCCACCCUUUUUGAAACCAAGUUUGCUGUUUAUUUGAGCUACAAGGCAGCAGCCAUUUUUUUGUUACCCUUCCACAGAUCUGUGCCUCGACACAAUCCUGCCUCGAAACUCUAAGGACCAUUCCUUCGACCUCAUGGCUUGGUUUUUGCUCUGACACGCACCUUAUAUAGACGGGUGUGUGCCUUUCCAAAUCAUGUCCAAUCAAUUGAAUUUACCACAGGUAGACUCAAAUCAAGUUGUAGAAACAUCUCAAGGAUGAUCAAUGGAAACAGAAUGCACCUGAACUCAACUUCAUGCCACAUAGCAAAGGGACUGAAUACUUAUAUAAUUGUUUAAUAUUUUUAAUAAAUUUGCUACAAUUUCUAAAAACCUGUUUUUGCUUUGUCAUUAUAGGGUAUUGGGUGUAGAUUGAUGAUGAACCAAAUGUAUUUAAUACAUGGAAUAAGGCUAUAACGUAACAAAAUGUGGAAAAAGUCAAGGGUUCUGAAAACUUUCCCGAAUGCACUAUAGGUGUGUGAAAAACAACUAGACUAAUACCAUAUAACUAACCUCAUCCUGCGUUCAUAACCAAGUAGGAAUGUGGUAUUAUUUACCACAUACAACUGGGAAGAAUCCAGUUGAACGACCCUCCAACUGGUAAUUACAUGUGGAAAACUUGUCUAUCAUCACUGUGCUCCGAUUCCCCUACUUGUACCUCACUGAUGUCAUUGUCAACAAAAAAGACAACAAGUAUAGCUCCAGACGGGGAAGUGACGUUUUCAACUAAAAUCACGGAAGCCGGGUACGGAAGCAAUCUUUCCCAUUGAAAGUAAUGCAGCCAAGCUUGAAUUCAAGCAAUGACGACACAAAUAGUUUACUUUUUUUUGUAUUACAAUUGGAUUAUAGCUCCUGUCAAAAUGUUGUGAAUUAUAUAUAUAUUCAUAGUCACCAGUCGACUCCAUUACACACAAAAGUUACUUCUACCUGUGAAUACUAGCUAUGGCUAGCUAUGCUACCAGUCUGUCUUAAAGGAAUAGUUCACCUAAAUUACACAUUGGUUUCCUUGUCGUGUUAGCAGUCUAUGGACAAGGUACGACAGCAAUUCAUGCUUUGGUUUCCCUGACACUGUUUCCACAUGCUAACGUCUUAGCGAUGUUAGGAUUAAGGACCUUGCUCAUGGGCACAUCGACAGAGUUUUUACCUAGUGGGCUUAGGACCAGCAACCUCUCGGAUACUGGCCCAACGCCCUUAACCACUAGACUACCUGCCGCCCUAUAACCAAAGCAUGGAUUGCUGUUGUAGAUUAAUGAAAACAAUGUUUAAUAAUAAUAAACUACAUUCUGCAA
This is a messenger RNA of Salvelinus fontinalis (brook trout), 4756 nucleotides long. RefSeq names its product flavin-containing monooxygenase 5-like. The transcript is spliced from 10 exons. The record is from RefSeq and is a predicted model, not a curated record. Gene Ontology annotation, molecular function: NADP binding; N,N-dimethylaniline monooxygenase activity; flavin adenine dinucleotide binding. Lineage: Eukaryota; Metazoa; Chordata; Actinopteri; Salmoniformes; Salmonidae. Bases 86 to 1771 code for a protein of 561 amino acids.